AAAAUAAAAUCCGGCCUCCAUGGCCGUUAUCCAACUCGCGAGCCAUUUCUCCAGAAGUUCCAAAUUCGUGGGCUCGGAUUCAACUAUCGUCCCCACCCGAAUCCUGCCCAGACCCCGUGGAAUCACUCGUAGUGCCAUGGCGUCACCUAGCGGCAGUAGCCGCUCCCCCAAAAUCCCGGAGUUCCCGGCGGGUUCCGGCGGCCGGCCGGUGCCGGCCGUGGGGAUCGGCACGGCGUCGUUUCCGUUCGUGGCAGAGGACGUCAAGAACGCCGUGCUCGCCGCGCUGGAGCUCGGCUACCGCCACCUCGACACGGCCUCGGUCUACCCCUCCGAGCACCUCGUCGGCGAGGCAGUGGCGGAGGCGGCGCGGCGCGGGGUCAUAGCGUCCCGCGAGGAGGUGUUCGUGACGACCAAGGUGUGGUGCACGCAGUGCCACCCGGAUCUCGUCCUCCCUUCCCUCAAGGAUAGCUUGCAAAACCUUCAAAUGGAAUAUGUUGAUUUGUACCUGGUCCACUGGCCUAUGAGCGUAAAGCCCAGCAAACCUCACUUCCCAAUGAAAAGGGAAGACAUCGUGCAGAUGGAUUUGAAAGGCGUAUGGCAGGCAAUGGAGGAAUGUCAUAGCCUUGGCCUUGCUAAAAUGAUUGGUGUUAGCAAUUUCACAACGAAGAAACUGCAGGGGCUACUUGCAAUUGCAAAAAUCCCCCCAGCAGUGAAUCAGGUUGAGUUGAAUCCAGCUUGGCAGCAGAAAAAACUGAUUGAAUUAUGCAAAGAGAAGGGAAUUCAUGUGACUGCUUAUUCUCCCCUGGGAGGCCAAAGCAGGACAUCCAAAAUCAAUGCAGUACUACAGUCUGAAAUACUAAAAGAGAUUGCCGAAGCUAGAGGAAAAUCAGUAGCUCAGAUCUCACUGAGAUGGAUAUUCGAGCAAGGGGCGAGCAUGGUAGCCAAGAGCAUGAAAAAGGAGAGGCUUCAGGAGAACCUCGAAAUCUUUGACUGGGAACUGACUGACGAAGACCGGUUCAAGAUUACUCAGAUACCGCAGUACAAGAAGGUCACGGUGUCGGCGAUCCUCUGCCCUGAAGGCGUCCCUGGCGUCGAUCUUUCGGAGGUUGAUGUUGUUGAAACGUAGGUGUAGGUCGGUGUCAAACUAUGAAGAUGCUUUAAACACUCGGAGUUAGUCCUGUAAUUUGGUGAAGAUCCAUGGGCCAUUUAAACACUCCAAAUUACAAAGAUUUAGUGA
Messenger RNA from Hordeum vulgare subsp. vulgare (domesticated barley), 1237 nucleotides. Its product is annotated as D-galacturonate reductase-like. NCBI's taxonomy places the organism in Eukaryota, Viridiplantae, Streptophyta, Magnoliopsida, Poales, Poaceae. The record is from RefSeq and is a predicted model, not a curated record. The transcript is spliced from 4 exons. The coding region runs from base 20 to 1126 and encodes 368 amino acids. Gene Ontology annotation, molecular function: aldose reductase (NADPH) activity. Gene Ontology annotation, cellular component: cytosol.